Lepus europaeus (European hare) is the source of this 1882-nucleotide messenger RNA. It is a transcript of the gene DCTD, whose product is annotated as dCMP deaminase. Gene Ontology annotation, biological process: dUMP biosynthetic process; dTMP biosynthetic process. Lineage: Eukaryota; Metazoa; Chordata; Mammalia; Lagomorpha; Leporidae. Bases 364 to 900 code for a protein of 178 amino acids. Gene Ontology annotation, cellular component: cytoplasm. Gene Ontology annotation, molecular function: dCMP deaminase activity; zinc ion binding. The transcript has 6 exons. The record is from RefSeq and is a predicted model, not a curated record.
GACAUCCUCAUCUUCCUUUAGGUUGGAUGUCUGGCUUUCCCAAGGUGCCACAGUGGUGCCUGCCCAGUCCUUGGGUUGCCUUCUUUCCUUGCUAAGGAUCCCCUUACCUGAAGUUCUAGGCCACCUUUCGUGAGCUGGCCCUAUUAGAGACACAGCCUGCACCUGCACUUUGGGAAGACAAGCUUACCUGAGUAAUAGCACUUGCCACUCUUCGCAGCCUCUCCUCCUGUGAGCCUGUCCUGGGGUUGAGAACUUCGUUCCUGUCCGAAGUGGCCACGAAGAAAGGGCAGGGGCCCAUUCUUGGUUCAUAUCAGAAUCGGGAGUGCCUUAGAUGUUUCCUUGGUAACCCAGCUGGGACCCAACAUGAGUGAGGUUUCCUGCAGAAAACGGGAGGACUAUUUGGAGUGGCCUGAGUAUUUCAUGGCAGUGGCCUUCUUAUCAGCACAGAGAAGCAAAGAUCCGAAUUCCCAGGUCGGGGCCUGCAUCGUGAACGCGGAGAACAAGAUUGUCGGGAUCGGGUACAAUGGCAUGCCGAAUGGGUGCAGCGACGACCUGUUGCCUUGGAGGAGGACGGCAGAGAACAAGCUGGAUACCAAGUACCCUUACGUGUGCCAUGCGGAGCUGAAUGCCAUCAUGAACAAAAACUCUGCUGAUGUGAAAGGCUGCAGUAUGUACGUCGCCUUGUUCCCGUGUAACGAGUGCGCUAAGCUCAUCAUCCAGGCAGGUAUAAAAGAAGUUAUUUUCAUGUCUGACAAAUACCACGACAGUGAUGAGACAACAGCGGCGAGGCUCAUGUUUGAUAUGGCUGGGGUUGCAUUCAGGAAAUUCACACCCAAGUGCAGCAAGAUUGUCAUCGACUUUGAUUCAAUUAACAGCAGACCGAGUCAGACGCUUCAAUGAGUUACAUCUCUUUAAAACGCCAGAAGACGGGGGCUGUCCCCUUCUAAGGAGCUGCCGACGCCUUCCAUCUUGAAGCCAGCGCGGCGAGAGCGGACAGAAAGCCUGCAGGACGUGAAGCCUCAAAUCUCCCUUCGUCCCUCGCGGCGCACGGACUCUGCCUCUGCUAUAGGACCCAUGGAGGUGGCAUGGAGGGAGCCUGGGGCCUGCCGGCCAGGGCAGGGGCCCUGCAGAGGGGCACGGCCAUCUGUCCCCCGCCCCACUGCUGAGGGACAGACGGACAGAUGAGUGACGCUGGCUGUGUGCAUGCACCACACACCAGCAAGGACAUCUGGCCCAAAUGAAGCAUGAGCGCCAUGCCCCGGGGGGCCGCCACUGCUCACAUCGGACCUCAGCCCCAGGCCGGGCGCCUCCCCGAGCCGGAAGUACCUACUCCGUGCCUGCUGCCCCGCCACAAGGAAGAGACCCCUCCAUGGGGCCUCGGGAGCUGUGACAUUGAGCUGUUCCCAGAGGAGACAGCUAGCUGAGAGAGGUGUGGCUGGGGCGGGGCCUGCGUGCAGGGGCGGGGCCUCCUGCAGGCACUCCUCAUUUCCGCGAGGAACACUGGUUUCUGCGCCCCUGGAGGCUGCUGGUGAUGGAGCUGCUGGUGGCUGGCACUCCUCCACGCUCCUUGGCUCCUGGCGCUGCGCCUUGUCUGCGUAAAUAUCAGCUUCCUAAUCACCGGGGCUUGGGGACUGCAGGCCUGUGCACCUUGUCUUUAAUCUCAUUUAAUUUUUUAUUAAGCUCGCUCAGGACCUCUGCUGCAGAAAUGGUUUCUUUAUCCUAAAGAUUAUUACCUUUUUAAAGUGCUCUUAUACUUUCAUGAGUUUUUAUUUUGUCUCUGAGGUUUCGUACUCCAUAUUCUAGGGCAUUUUGUAAUUUGGCUCCUUACCAAUUUUAUUAAAAUCUUAUUAAGAUGUGCCGCACAGAAGUGUGUUCGUUUUAU